Molecule: messenger RNA, 828 nt
Organism: Ilyonectria robusta
Lineage: Eukaryota; Fungi; Ascomycota; Sordariomycetes; Hypocreales; Nectriaceae
Exons: 1
Coding region: 438-716 (92 amino acids)
Source: RefSeq, a predicted model, not a curated record
GUGAGAUCGCCUUAUGAGAUAUAGAAGUCUUAAUUUGCCCUAGGCGUGUGUCCUGAAAAACAGAAACAUUGUGUCCCGCCGUCGGGCGAUCUUUUGGAUGGUAUCUCACGCUGUCCUACACAUAGCUUUGCUGACUUUUAAAUAUCUGCCUCGUUUCUGCUGCUAGAUCUGUCGACCUCUGAGUUGAGAACGGAGGGAGGCGGGCCUCAUGAAAGGUAUAGGCGGGACAGGUACUUGAUUGCGCAGCUACCGUUGAAGCUACGAUUUAGUCUAUUCACUGGGUGACAACCUCGACUCACCUGGUGGAAAAAGAUAUCAUCAGACUGGUAGCUUGUUCAGCGGGAAAGUUAUUGAAAUUUGGGUUCGGAUCGUCCGCCCGCAUUCUCUAUGGCGAGAAGCACGAGGUUGAUCCCGCUACGCCCUUCGACUCCUUUGAAAUGAUCAGCAAGGCCAAGUCGUCUUCUGGGUCAUGUCACGGUUCCGAGGCCGGUAUCAUGACCGGAUCGAUCAACGAGACGGACGCCAUUGGAGACAAGGCCUUCUACUGGGGUGACAUGUCUGAUGGCUUCGAUACCACCAUUUUUCAUGACGCUGAAUCAAGCAUCAAGUAUCUUGUUUUCACCAAUACCUGGCCAAAGUCUGUUAAAGAUCGACAAUCCUCGAUCAACUCGAACGGUAACCUUGAGGCAGGAAAUACCAUUCCCGCUACCCGUUGAGCGUGGUUAUGAGUUAGGGAGGUAGGGUCAUUUAGGCCUUCUGGGACGGAUCUUGACGCUUUUAUGUAUUAAUGCAGCUAAACUGAUGAAUCGAUACACACUUCUCUCGCCG